AAUUAGACAAAAAGUUUGUUUAGGAUGUGGACCAAGAGGAUGUUUUCGUGCUUGGUUGGACUGGUGGCGUUGACGGGUUUUCUCGUGGUAAAAGUAACAGGACAAGACCCUCCGACGCUCGGGGGGAAAACGCUUCUCAAGGUGGAUGGAGAUCAGACGGCUGCCUCAAAUCGAGUGAGGAGAAGAGGAAAACAGGAGUCCCUACGAGGGCCCAAUGUGUGUGGAUCACGUUUCCACUCCUACUGUUGUCCAGGCUGGAAAACCUUGCCCGGGGGCAACCAGUGUAUCGUGCCCAUUUGCAGGAACAGCUGUGGGGAUGGAUUUUGCUCACGGCCCAACAUGUGCACAUGUCCCAGUGGCCAAAUUGCACCAACCUGUGGCACAAAGUCCACCCAGCAGUGUAACAUCAGGUGUAUGAACGGUGGCCUCUGUGCCGAGGACCACUGUCAGUGUCAGAAGGGUUUCUCAGGCUCCUACUGUGGACAACCCGUCUGCGAUAGUAAAUGCCAAAACGGCGGGCGCUGCAUUGGACCCAACCGGUGCGCCUGUGUCUACGGGUUCACUGGGCCCCAGUGUGAGAGAGACUACAGGACAGGCCCGUGCUUCACCAAGGUCAGCAACCAGAUGUGCCAGGGCCAGGUGAGUGGCAUCGUGUGCACCAAGACCCUGUGCUGUGCCACGGUGGGGCGUGCCUGGGGACACCCCUGCGAGAUGUGUCCGGCCCAGCCCCAGCCAUGCCGCCGAGGCUUCAUCCCCAACAUACGCACCGGAGCCUGCCAGGAUGUUGACGAGUGCCAGGCCAUCCCGGGACUCUGCCAGGGAGGAAAUUGCAUCAACACCGUGGGUUCGUACGAGUGCAAGUGUCCAGCUGGCCACAGGCAGAAAGAGGGCUCCCAGAAGUGCGAGGAUGUGGAUGAGUGUGUCACCAUUUCCCGCAUGUGUGACGGAGGACAGUGUUUCAACUCGGUGGGCAGUUACUCUUGUGUUUGUCCCUCUGGCUACAUCCCGUCUCCUGACAAAACUCGAUGCAUUGACCAGCAGGCAGGCUCGUGUUUCGGGGGUCUGCUGAACGGGCGCUGUGCCCAGGAGCUGCCCGGCCUCUUCAGUAAGGCCACAUGCUGCUGUGACAGUGGACGCUGCUGGGCACGAGGGGCCCUGCCUGAAAUAUGCCCCGCCCGACGAUCAGAGGAGUACCGCCGGCUGUGUGUCCAAGGAGUCCUACCCUACCCAGAUGGAGACUUUAGAGGGAGACCCAACCCCACGAAUCCUCUAAAUCCUUUGAUCCCUCAAAGACCCAAUGGUGGCAACGACCCGUCCAGCCCCAAUGGUGGCUAUGAUCCAUCUAGACCCAAUGGGGGGUAUGACCCAUCCAGGCCCAAUGGUAGGCAUGAUCCAUCUAAACCCAGCAGUGGCUACGAUCCAACACUGAAUGGCCAAGGGGUUCCCAAUGGAAAUGGACAAAGGCCAGACUUAGGCACAGCGACUCUGAACCAGACGAUAAAUGUCUGUAAGCAGCUGCCCAACCUGUGUCUGCACAGUCGCUGCAUCCUCGUGGGCUCUAGCUACCGCUGCGAGUGCAAUAACGGCUACACCCUGGACACUCGCCAAGAAUGUGCAGAUGUAGAUGAGUGUUCCUCCGACCCGUGCCCCAAUGGGGACUGUGUGAACACGGCCGGUUCCUUCUACUGCAAGUGCCACACAGGGUUCCAAAGAAAUCCAGAGAAGCAGGUCUGCAUCGACAUUGACGAGUGCCUGAACAACGGGGUUCUGUGUAAGAACGGCCGCUGUCUCAACAUGGACGGAAGCUUCCAGUGUAUCUGUAACGCAGGCUUCCAGCUAACCCCAGACGGCAGGAACUGUGUCGACCAUGACGAGUGCGCCGGCACCAACAUAUGUCUGAACGGCAUGUGUAUCAACGAGGACGGUAGCUUCAAGUGCCUGUGCAAACCCGGCUUCACCCUGGCUUCCAGUGGGCGCUACUGCACAGAUAUUGAUGAGUGUCAGACUCCAGGCAUGUGUAUGAACGGCCGCUGUGUCAACACUGAGGGCUCCUUCAAGUGUGAGUGCCUGGCAGGGCUGGCUGUGGGGGCGGAUGGACGCUUCUGUGUAGACACACACAUGCGCAGCACCUGCUACGGCGCCAUAAAGAAAGGUGUGUGCGUGCGUCCCUUCCAGGGAGCCGUCACCAAGUCGGAGUGCUGCUGUGCCAACACCGACUACGGCUUCGGAGAGCCCUGUGUGUCUUGCCCAGCCAAGAACUCAGCUGAGUUCCAGGCUCUGUGUGGAAGUGGAAUCGGCUUCUCUGUGGAUGGAACAGACAUCAAUGAGUGUGCACUGAACCCAGAGAUCUGUCCCAAUGGAGUGUGUGAGAACCUAAGAGGCAGUUUCCGCUGCUUCUGUAACACUGGCUACGAGUCUGACAACACGGGCAAGACCUGUGUGGACAUUGACGAGUGCAUGGUGAACCGGCUCCUCUGCGACAACGGACUGUGUCGGAACAUUCCAGGCAGCUACAGCUGCACCUGCCCCAAGGGCUACCUCUUCAGGCCGGACUCUGAGACAUGCGAAGAUGUGAAUGAGUGUGAAAACCGCCCCUGUUCUAACGGACAGUGUAGGAACACAGCCGGCUCCUUUGCCUGCGAGUGCUCCCCUGGGAGCAAGCUGGACACCACAGGACUCAUCUGCAUUGACAGCCUGAAGGGGACCUGUUGGCUGAAUAUCCAAGAUGGCCGCUGCGAGGUCAACAUCAACGGCGGCACCCUCAAGUCAGAGUGCUGUGCCACCCUGGGCGCUGCCUGGGGCAGUCCCUGUGAGCAGUGUGAGAAAGAUUCCAUCUGUUCAAGGGGCUACACCAGGCCGCGAGGAGUCAAAUGUGAAGACGUGAACGAGUGCGUGGUCUUCCCAGGUGUGUGUCCCAAUGGGUACUGUGUAAACACCAAGGGCUCCUUCAAGUGCCAGUGUCCUGAUGGUCUCACACUGGACUCCAGUGGCCGAGUGUGUGUGGACGUGCGGUCUGAGCACUGUUACCUGACGUGGGAAGAGGACUCGUGUGCCAAGCCCGUGCCCGGCCGUUUCCGCAUGGACGCCUGUUGCUGCACGAUGGGCGCCGCCUGGGGGAAGGAGUGCGAGGCGUGCCCCCUGCCUGGCACUUCCGAGUAUGACGCCCUCUGCCCCCGAGGCCCAGGCUUCGCCAACCGAGGAGACGUCCUCACCGGAAGGCCCUUCUAUAAAGACAUCAAUGAGUGUAAGGUGUUCCCCAGCAUGUGUGUCCAUGGAAAGUGUCGCAACACCAUAGGCAGUUUCAGGUGCCACUGCGCCGGAGGAUUUUCCCUCGAUAUGGAAGAACGCAACUGCACAGACAUAGAUGAGUGUCGUAUCUCUCCGGACCUGUGUGGCCAAGGGGUUUGUGUCAACACUCCGGGUAGUUUUGAGUGUGAGUGUUCCGAGGGCUAUGAGAGUGGCUUCAUGAUGAUGAAGAACUGCAUGGACAUAGACGAGUGUGAGCGGGAACCGUCCCUGUGUCGUGGGGGGUCUUGUGAGAACACAGAGGGCAGCUACGAGUGUGUUUGCCCCCAGGGACACCAGCUCACUGUGGACGGGGCAGCGUGCGAGGAUUACAACGAGUGCGAGCAGAGCGUCAGCUUGUGUCGGAACGGCCAGUGUGUGAAUGUGGCCGGUACCUACCACUGCUCAUGUGACUCUGGUUACCAAGCAACUCCUGACAGACAGAGCUGCAUAGAUAUUGAUGAGUGUACCAUUGAGAAUGGCGGCUGUGACCUGCACUGCACCAACUCAGAGGGGAGUUAUACGUGUAGCUGCAACAAUGGCUAUGCACUGAUGACAGACGAGAGAAGCUGUUCUGAUGUGGAUGAGUGUGAGCAGGAGCCUGACAUAUGUGACGGAGGACAGUGCACUAACAUCCCAGGGGAUUACCACUGUCUGUGCUACGACGGCUUUAUGGCUGCCCUGAACAUGAGGCUCUGCAUAGAUGUGAAUGAGUGUGACCUGAACGCCAACAUCUGUAUGCACGGCGAGUGCGAGAACACCAAGGGAUCGUUCAUCUGCCACUGUCAGCCUGGCUACUCAGUCAAGAAGGGAACUUCUGGAUGUACAGACAUGGAUGAGUGUGAGAUCGGGGCUCACAACUGUGCCGUCAACGCCAACUGUAUCAACACCCCCGGGGACUUCCACUGUUCCUGUCGUGUCGGCUGGGUGGGAAACGGAGUCAACUGUAUAGAUAUGGAUGAGUGCACCAAUGGGACAAGCCACUGCAGUGCCAACGCCAAGUGUCUGAAUACACCCGGCUCCUACCGCUGCGCCUGCGCUGAGGGCUUCACUGGAGACGGCUUCACCUGUUCAGACGAGGAUGAGUGUGCAGAGAACGUGAAUCUGUGUGAGAACGGCCAAUGUCUCAACACCCUGGGGGGUUACCGCUGUGAGUGUGAGAUGGGCUUCACCCCUGCCCCGGACAGACGCACCUGCCAAGACAUUGACGAGUGUACCUUCCAGAAUAUCUGUGUGUUUGGCACGUGUAAGAACAUCCCCGGCAUGUUCCGCUGUAUCUGUAACGACGGCUAUGAGCUGGACCGCUCCGGAGGCAACUGUACAGACGUGGACGAGUGCCAGGACCCCAUCAACUGUGUGAACGGGCUGUGUGUGAACAUCGACGGCUCCUACGAGUGUAACUGUCCUCCGGACUUUGAACUCAACCCUACAGGGGUGGGAUGUGUAGACACACGUGUGGGGAACUGUUUCCUGGAGCAUGGACCCAGGGGUGACAGGCGGUCCUGCAGUGUGGAGGUGGGAGUGGGAGUCAGCCGCUCCUCCUGCUGCUGCUCCCUGGGGCGUGCCUGGGGAAACCCCUGUGAACUCUGCUCCGCUCCCAACACCACGGACUAUAACACACUCUGCCCAGGAGGAGAGGGUUUCAGGCCCAACCCAGUCACCAUCAUACUAGAAGACAUAGAUGAGUGUUUGGAGCUGCCAGGCCUGUGUCAGGGAGGAAACUGUGUCAACACGUUUGGCAGCUUCUCGUGUGACUGUCCUCCUGGCUACUACCUCAACAUAGACAGUCGCAUCUGUGAAGACAUUGACGAGUGUGUGGUGAAUCCUGUAAUCUGCGGUCCUGGCACCUGCUACAACACACUGGGGAACUACACCUGUGUGUGUCCACAGGAUUACAUGCAGAUCAACGGGGGAAACAACUGCAUGGACAUGAGAAAGAGCCUGUGCUACAGGAACUUCAACGGCACAACGUGUGAGAACGAGCUGCCCUUCAACCUCACCCACAAGAUCUGCUGCUGUGCCUAUAACGUGGGCAAGGCCUGGAACAAGCCCUGCGAAGCCUGCCCAACCCCCGGGACUGGUGACUAUAAGACACUUUGUGGAAACAUCAUCCCUGGCUUCAAACUGGAUAUUGAAACUGGGAAAGCAGUGGAUAUUAAUGAGUGCAGAGAAAUUCCAGGUAUCUGUGCUAGCGGGGUCUGUAUCAACCAGAUAGGGAGCUUCCGCUGCGAGUGUCCCACCGGCUUCAGCUACAACGACCUGCUGAUCAUCUGUGAAGACAUCGAUGAAUGUAGCAGUGUGGAGAACCUGUGCCAGAGGAACGCUGACUGUAUCAACAGCCCUGGGAGCUACCGCUGUGAAUGCUCAGAGGGCUUCAAUCUCUCCCCCAUAGGAGCCUGCAACGACCGCAACGAGUGUCUGGAGAUCACCAACGUGUGUAGCCAUGGCGAGUGUGUGGACAUCCAGGGUGGCUACGAGUGCAGGUGCCACCACGGCUUCAAGGCUACGCCCAACCGCAAGAUGUGCACGGAUGUUGAUGAGUGCGAGCGGUUGCCUUGUCGCAACGGAACCUGCAAGAACACAGUGGGCUCCUUCAACUGUCUGUGUCACACUGGGUUUGAGUUCUCACACCACAACGACUGCAUGGAUAUUGACGAGUGUCAGACAUCCUUUGGCACGCUGUGCAGGAAAGGCCAGUGUAUCAACAGUGUGGGCUCCUUCCAAUGUCUGUGUGAGGAGGGCUACAAGCUAACCCCUGAUGCCAAGAAUUGUAUGGAUGUGAACGAGUGUAUGAUCUUCCCCGGGACAUGCACUCCUGGAACCUGCCAGAACCUGGACGGCACCUUCCGUUGUCUCUGUCCCCCGGGCUACAUAGUCCAGAACGAGCAGUGUAUAGACGUCAACGAGUGUGAAGAAGACCCUAACAUCUGCCUGUUUGGCUCCUGCUUCAACAACCCGGGCAGUUUCCAGUGUGUGUGCAGGCCUGGCUUCAUACUGUCUGAGAACAGUCGCAGGUGUUACGACACCAGAGAGAGUUACUGCUUCACCCGCUUUGAGAACGGCAAGUGUUCGGUGCCUCAGGCCUUCAACACCAGCAAGGCAAAGUGUUGCUGCAGCACCAUGCCCAAGGAGGGCUGGGGAGACCCCUGUGAACUUUGUCCCAAGAAGCAGGACGUGGCGUUCCAGGACCUGUGUCCCUUCGGCCAUGGCAUAAUCCCUGGGACUGGAGACACACGCAUAGACUUGAAUGAGUGUGUGGAGAACCCAGGCAUCUGUAACAACGGACACUGUAUCAACACAGACGGCUCCUUCCGCUGCGAGUGUCCAAUAGGCUACACUCUCAACUACACUGGGGUACACUGCAUCGAUGUUGACGAGUGUUUGGUGGGGAACCUAUGUGGCAACGGGACGUGCUCUAACGUGAUUGGAGGGUUCGAGUGUAACUGUGAGGAGGGCUUUGAGCCAGGCCCCAUGAUGACCUGUGAAGACGUCAACGAGUGUGUGAUCAGCCCCCUACUGUGUGCAUUCCGCUGCAUCAACACCUUCGGAGGAUACGAGUGCAUGUGUCCCGGUGGCUACACACUGAGAGAGAACCAGAGGAUGUGCCAGGAUCUGGAUGAGUGUUCCGAGGGGCUCCACGACUGUGAGUCCAGAGGCAUGACCUGCAAGAACCUCAUCGGCACCUUCAUGUGUGUGUGCCCGUCGGGGAUGGUGCGGCACCUGGACAACGAAGUGUGCGAGGAUGAGAAUGAGUGUCGUAGCAAGCCGGGCAUCUGUGAGAAUGGUCGUUGUAUCAACACGAUAGGCAGCUACAUAUGUGAGUGUGGAGGCGGAUAUGAGUCUGACUCUACACGGACACAGUGUCUCGACUACAGGGAGGGCUUCUGCUUUACCGAGGUGCUGAUGACUAUGUGCCAGAUGUCUUCCAGCAGCCGGACACCCACCACCAAGUCCCAGUGCUGCUGUGACGGAGGCCGCGGCUGGGGUAACCAGUGUGAGCUCUGUCCCCUGGCUGGCACGGCAGGCUACAGGAAGCUCUGUCCCCACGGCCCGGGAUACGCCACCGACGGCAUGGAUAUAGACGAGUGUAAGGUAAUCCCUGACACGUGUAAGAAUGGACGCUGCAUCAACACCAUGGGAUCCUACCGCUGCCACUGCAAACUGGGCUACACCUCCACCAUCACUGGAAUGGCCUGCGUGGAUCUGGAUGAGUGUGUCAUGUCCCCCAAGCCGUGUAAUUUCAUCUGUAAGAACACCGAGGGAAGUUACACUUGCUCCUGUCCCCGUGGUUACGUGCUCCAAGAGGACGGCAGGACCUGCAAAGAUUUGGACGAGUGCCAGACCAAGAGGCACAACUGUCAGUUCAUGUGUGUCAACACCGUGGGCGGAUUCACCUGCAAGUGUCCCCCUGGCUUCACCCAGCACCACACUGCAUGCAUAGAUAAUAAUGAGUGUGUCGGGGAACCCUCGCUGUGUGGCACCAAGGGCAUCUGUCAGAACUCCCCUGGUAGCUUCAACUGUGCAUGCCAACGGGGUUACGAACUGGACGACACCGGACUGCACUGUGAUGACGUGAACGAGUGUGACAGUAACGACAGGUGCCAACAUGGCUGCCAGAACAUGCUGGGCGGCUACCGUUGUAACUGCCCUCAGGGCUACACACAGCACUACCAGUGGAACCAGUGUGUGGAUGAGAACGAGUGCUCCAACCCGGGCAGCUGUGGAUCGGCCUCCUGUUACAACACGCUAGGCAGCUUCAAGUGUGCCUGCCCCUCAGGCUACAGCUUCGACUCAUUCAGCAGCAGCUGUCAGGAUGUCAACGAGUGCUCCAACAAGAACCCCUGUAGCUACGGCUGCUCCAACACAGAGGGAGGCUACCUGUGUGGUUGCCCGCUGGGCUAUUUUCGCAUGGGCCAAGGUCACUGUGUGUCAGGCUUGGGCUUUGGGAAGGGCCAGUAUGAGGGGCCAGAGAUAGAAGACAACACUCUCUCCCCAGAGACCUGCUACGAGUGUAAGAUCAACGACUACCCCAAGAAGCACGGCCGCAAGAGGCGCGACGCCAAUGGAACGCAACCCAUAGAGCACAACCAGGUGAGCCUAGCCAGUCUGGACAUGGAAGUUCCUGUCACCCUGCUGCUCAACGUGUCCCAGCUCAACCCCAAGGAGCACAUCCUGGAGCUGGUGCCUGCCAUCAAGCCCUUGGUGGGCCACGUGCACUACGUCAUCACCAGCGGCAACCGCAAAGGCCUGUUCCGCAUCCAGCAGCGUGACGGCCUCUGCUACCUACACAGCACCAAGAGGAAGGGGGCACUGGCGGCACCGCAGGAUCACACGCUGGAGAUCGCCAGCUUGCCGCUCUACGGCAAAGCCCAGUUCAAAGAGCUGGAGGACCGCCGGGACCAAGACUACCUUACGGGGGAACUGGGGGAGAACCUGCGCAUGAGGCUGCACAUCCGACUGCAAUAGCUGGAGUGGGAUUUGGGGAAACGCAGGGAAACAACCCUUGUUUUUCUCUUCAAACUGGUGUUUUUCAGUUCACCAUUUUAAAGCCAAAUGAUAUGUGGAAGGAAUGGGGGUUUUCUUCUUCUGGUUUGCAUUUUUUUCUUGUUUGCGUUUUUGACCUCAAAGUACUGUCCAGAAUCUCUCUAGGGCAGCCCAAUUUAAAAAAUAAUAAUAAUAAACUUUCACUAAUUCGUUUUUCAGUGGAAAAUAUAUCAGAAUUGGGCUGCCUGUGUAAACACGGCCUAGGAAAAGAGAGUGACUAGAAGCGUGAACAUGAGACUUGACAUCUUUCACAGGUUCUCCCUCGCUGUGAGUGACCUCAUGCCAUGUACACGAGUGGAAGACCAAGAGCAAGACAUGAUGUUCAAAUUACCUGGACAGUUUAGUUGGUCAGUUCAUGGUAAGGAAAUAGCAUGUGAUGUUCUGGCGAUAGGCAGGCUCUGAAAGUACACACGACUAGUACAUCUGCAGCAUGGUGGGUUGCUACAAUACAGUUGGACAAUUUUACAGAGGUCAGCUUGGUUAUUUUAGUGACUAGACACUCUCUUGGUGAAUUCCUAGUUGACUGUUGUAGAGCUGCCACAGUCCCACAUUCAUUUUGUAGUGGUCCGACAGACUAUUGUAGCUCUGCGGUUGUGAACUUAUGAAUUGAGCAUUACAGGGCAUAGCAUCCUCCUGUGAGAGUUUGUAUUCCAGGCCUAUUGGUCGUGGUAGAACAUUGUCAAUAUGGGAUUUGGUGCCUUCGAAAAGGGAAACUGAUAUUUUAGGACACAACAUGGAAUCACAUCAUUAUAAAGAACAAUAGUAAUUCAAAAUACAAAUUGUAUUCUUACAUAUGUACAUAUUAACAAUCAGUAUUUCAAUUAUUGUGAACUGAUUUUUUUUUUUGUAUUUAUUUUAGUAUUUAAUACAAAGUUGUACUAUUGGUCAAAUUCACAUCUAAUAAAAUGACACACACACAAAAAAAAGUGUCAUUUACGUUUUUACACAAGAAACACACAUCAGUUGUUAGAAACACACGUGUUUUGUAUAAUAUACAGGAGUAUGUAUGUUCAUAUUGCACAAUUACCUCAACGUUUAGUCUCUACAGAUAAGGCUAUGUGACCAAUGAAAGCAUGUAUCAAUCCAAUUUCUUAAAUCGGCUGUUAAAGGAUAUGGGUUUAAUAGAAUUGAGUUUAUGUUGAAUGAAAAUUGAUCAUGGAAGUCGUUGAGAAAGAGGUGGGCGCUAUCCCACUUAGGGAGAUGCUUCACUCAUUGAAAACGUUUGACCAAAGAGAAGUGUGUUACAGUAAUAAAUAUGAAGCUGUCUGGAGGUGUAAUGUACGGUCAUAUGUAAUCAAGGACUGUAGAUGUGGUGAACACCUUGUUUUGCUUUUCGAUUUGUCUUCCAUUUAAAAGCUUUUUAUUUCAUUUCUCCCGUGGCUUCAGUUCUCAAAAUGUAAGUCCCAUUUGGUUGGAGGAUUUCUAUACUCGCUAAGAAGCAAUAGCAAGUAGCCCACAGAGACCAGGACAUUCAUUUUGUUUACAUGUUUAAAUAUACCUACACAGAGUAAACUAACAGGGGUACAGUCAAUAAUGUAUAUAAACACUAGAUUACCCACAGGGGGUGUUGUUUUGAAGCCACUGCGCCACCAUCUUUGUUCUCCUCCACCAUUGUUUUGGAAAAUAUAGAAAUGCAUUUAUCAAUGUCUAUAUUGCAGACACCUUAUCACAUACUUUUUACAUUAUAUUAUGUGAACUGAACUAACCCGUAAAGUAUACUUUUUUGAGAGUACUGCUACUGUUCCCGCUACAACAAAGAAAUACUUAGAUCCAUGUAAUUGUAUUAGUUUAAUAUUCCAUUCAUUCAUAUGGACGACUGCGCCUUCUGAGCAGUACACUUUUAGAAGAAAAAACGAUAAAA
Molecule: messenger RNA, 10690 nt
Organism: Oncorhynchus mykiss (rainbow trout)
Lineage: Eukaryota; Metazoa; Chordata; Actinopteri; Salmoniformes; Salmonidae
Gene: fbn2
Product: fibrillin 2
Molecular function (GO): calcium ion binding
Source: RefSeq, a predicted model, not a curated record